Molecule: messenger RNA, 801 nt
Organism: Prorocentrum cordatum
Lineage: Eukaryota; Dinophyceae; Prorocentrales; Prorocentraceae
Source: the annotation of a GenBank genome assembly
AUGGCGCGCGCCCUCCCCGCCGCUGUGGCGGCCUGCGCCGUCGGCGCCGCCCUCUUCGCGACGGCGGCCUUCGUGCUGCCCACCGCUUCCGGGCCCCUCGCCGCCGAGACCCGCCUGCCGCGCGCGCGGGGGCAGCUCCCGGAGGCGCCCGGCCCAGCCUCGCCCGAGGCGGCGCCUCUGCCAGCGUGGGAGCAGCAGGAGCCCUCCCCGCUGAAGUGGAUCGGCGCUGGCCUCCUCGCUGGCAUGGUGUUCGCGGCCUUGACGCCGCCCGCCGAGGCCCUGGACAGGGACUCGAACGCCGUCAGGCCCACGCUGGACAAGUUCACGAUCAAGGCCGCGAAGUACUUGGAGCUGUGUAAGGACAACAAGAAAUACGCCAAGAAGUGGAAGGACAAGUUCUUCAAGGUCGACUCGAAGCUGAAGAAGUACCCCAAGGACACCGCCGUCUACAACCGCCUCCUGAAGAAGAAGGCGGGCCUGCAGCGGCGGAAGGAGGCUUACGGCGAGCGCCUCUGCGGCAAGAAGGACGGCGUCCCGCGCACCAUCGCCACCGGUGAGUUCGUGCGCGGAGGCAUCAUCCCGUCCUCGCUGGCCUUCAUCUACACCACCGGCUGGAUCGGCUGGGCCGGGCGGAGCUACCUGCGCCGCACGCUGGACACGAAGAAGGAGAUCAUGAUCGACGUGCCCCUGGCGCUCACCUGCAUGGCCAGCGGCUUCGCGUGGCCCGUGUACGCGUGGCAGGAGAUCGUGAACGGAGAGAUGGUCGCCAAGGACGAGGACAUCCACCGGUCCUUCUUCUGA